GGAUGUUUGGGUUGAAGCUGAAGAAGAAGAAGAAUAAAGCAGAGAAGGGGUUAAUCCUAGCCAACAAGGCUGCCCAAGAUGGUCAAGGUGAAGCAGAAGCACCACAGGAGGGCCCUUCUCCCCAGGAAGGACUGAGAGGAGAUGUAAUUUAUGAUGAUGCGUCCAUCACUCCUGUCCCCUCAGCUCCUCCAAAGAGAAGAUCAAAACUGUUGACUAAGAUCCAUGAUGGGGAAGUCAGAUCCCAAAGUUAUCAAAUUGCCAUAACCAUCACUGAGGCCCGCCAACUGGUGGGUGAAAACAUUGACCCAGUUGUGAUCAUUGAGGUCGGGGAUGAGAAGAAGCAAAGCACAGUGAAGGAAGGAACCAACAGCCCAUUUUACAAUGAAUACUUUGUCUUCGACUUCAUUGGGCCUCAAGUGCAUCUUUUUGACAAGAUCAUCAAAAUCUCGGUCUUUCAUCACAAGCUGAUAGGAAGCAUCCUGAUUGGCGCCUUCAAAGUGGACCUGGGUACUGUGUACAACCAGCCUGGUCAUCAGUUCUGUGACAAGUGGGCCCUGCUCACAGACCCUGGUGAUAUCAGGAUUGGCACGAAGGGGUAUCUGAAGUGUGACAUCAGCGUGAUUGGGAAAGGCGACAUCUUAAAGACCAACCCGAAAAUCUCCGAUGCUGAGGAACAAAUAGAAAAGAACCUUUUAAUCCCUCAAGGGUUUCCAUCAGAGAGACCCUGGGCCAGAUUCUAUGUGAGACUCUACAAAGCAGAAGGGUUGCCCAAGAUGAACUCCAGCAUCAUGGCGAACGUCACCAAAGCAUUUGUGGGUGACAGUAAGGACCUCGUGGAUCCCUUCGUGGAGGUCUCCUUCGCUGGGCAGAUGGGGCGAACCACAGUGCAGAAGAAUUGUGCCGAUCCCGUGUGGCAUGAACAAGUGAUCUUCAAGGAAAUGUUCCCUCCCUUGUGUCGGAGGGUGAAAAUCCAGGUGUGGGAUGAAGGCAGCGUGAACGAUGUAGCGCUGGCAACCCACUUCAUUGACCUGAAGAAAAUCUCCAAUGAACAGGAGGGAGAUAAAGGCUUUCUACCUACCUUUGGACCUGCCUGGAUUAACCUGUAUGGCUCACCCAGGAACCACAGUCUGAUGGACGACUACCAGGAAAUGAAUGAAGGCUUUGGAGAAGGCGUGUCAUUCAGGGGCAGAAUUUUGGUGGAAAUUGCUGUGGAAAUCCUCUCGGGAGGGGCACAGGAGUCUAAAUUUUCCAAGGCACUCAAGGACCUCAAGUUGUCUUCAAAGGACAAAGACUCCAAAUCUUCCAAAGGCUCAAGUAAAGACAAGGGUGACAAAACGGACAGUGGAAAACCCCAGCAGGCUUCAGACAAAACCAACUCAACCGAGGUCGAGGUGGAACCUUUCGAUGUACCCCCAGAAAUUGUACCAGAAAAAUAUGAGGAAUUUUUACUCUUUGGAGCAUUUUUUGAAGCCACCAUGAUUGACCGGAAGAUUGGAGAUAAACCCAUUAGCUUUGAAGUUUCUAUUGGUAAUUUUGGAAACUUGAUUGAUGGAGGCUCCCAUCAUGGGAGUAAGAAGAAGUCAGCUGAAUCAGCUGAAGAAGACACCCUUCCGCUGCUGCAAGAGGGAGAAAGGGACACAGCGCAGGAGGUUGCCAUCCCUAUGGUCUCCACCACUCACCCAGAGAAGCCACUCGUGACAGAAGGAAACAGAAAUUACAACUACUUGCCAUUUGAGGCCAAGAAGCCCUGCGUCUACUUCAUCAGUUCCUGGGGAGACCAGACGUUUAGGCUGUAUUGGUCCAACAUGCUGGAGAAAAUGGCGGACCUGCUGGAAGAAAGUAUAGAAGAAGUGAAAGAAUUGAUCAAGAUUUCAGAGGAAGCACCAGAGGAGAAAAUGAAGACGGUGCUCAAUGACUUCAUCAGUCAAAGCAGUGCCUUUAUCUCUGAGGCAGAAAAGAAGCCCAAGAUGUUGAACCAAACCACUUUAGAUAAGAAACGACUUACGCUCUGUUGGCAGGAGCUGGAUGCGAUGGCCAAGAAGGCCAAAGGGAUCAUUCAGCAGCAGAAGAAAAAGUUAUCACUUGAUGAAAUGAUCCACGAAGCCCAAAAUUUUGUGGAAAAAAUCCGCUUCCUUGUGGACGAGCCACAGCACACCAUCCCUGAUGUCUUCCUCUGGAUGCUCAGCAACAACAAGAGAGUGGCCUAUGCCCGCAUUGCCUCCAAAGACCUGCUCUACUCCCCCGUCAGGGAGCAGAUGGGUAAAUACUGUGGAACCAUCAAGACUCAUUUCCUCAAAGUACAGCAAAGGCCUGGACAAGUGCUUGAUAUAAAUACGCAGUCAGCAGCCAGGAUAGACAGCCUCUGUGCCAUCCAGUUGCUAAAGUCUCCUGUAGAUGUGAUGGCUGACUGCUGCAGGCAGAAGAGGCAGUGUGGG
This is a messenger RNA of Myotis brandtii (Brandt's bat), 2435 nucleotides long. Its product is annotated as fer-1-like protein 6. The transcript has 18 exons. Gene Ontology annotation, cellular component: membrane. Lineage: Eukaryota; Metazoa; Chordata; Mammalia; Chiroptera; Vespertilionidae. The annotation marks the transcript as partial. The record is from RefSeq and is a predicted model, not a curated record. Gene Ontology annotation, biological process: plasma membrane organization.